This is a messenger RNA of Scophthalmus maximus (turbot), 1898 nucleotides long. RefSeq names its product importin subunit alpha-1. Gene Ontology annotation, cellular component: cytoplasm; nucleus. Gene Ontology annotation, biological process: NLS-bearing protein import into nucleus. The transcript has 11 exons. The record is from RefSeq and is a predicted model, not a curated record. NCBI's taxonomy places the organism in Eukaryota, Metazoa, Chordata, Actinopteri, Pleuronectiformes, Scophthalmidae. The coding region runs from base 169 to 1746 and encodes 525 amino acids. Gene Ontology annotation, molecular function: protein binding; nuclear import signal receptor activity.
GAGCUUGUGGCCCAACUGACCAAUUACAAGCCAGAAACAAAUAGCGCAGUAUACGUAUGACGUAACGUCAAUUGUAAAAAAAAAAAGAAAAAAGAAAAAAAGGAAUCCCACUGAAAAUCUGUAAGGGACUGUGUGGUGUGUAACGUUGGACUUGCUCACCGGUCAGGAAUGUCAGCCGGCGGCGACAACGGAGCUCGACUCAACCAGUUCAAAAACAAAGGGAAAGAUGCCAGCGAGCUCAGGCGCAGGAGGGCGGAAGUCAACGUGGAGCUGCGAAAGGCAAAGAAAGAUGAUCAGAUCUUAAAGAGGAGGAAUGUCGACAGUCUCCUGGACGAGCCGACCUCUCCUCUGCAAGAGAAAGACCCCAACGCACAGCCACAUCAGCACUGGUCUGUGGAGGAGAUUGUAGAAGGUGUAAACGGCCAGAACCUGGAUCAUCAGCUGCAGGCCAUGCAGGCAGCCAGAAAGCUUCUCUCCAGAGAAAAGCACCCGCCUAUCGACAACAUAAUCGCUGCCGGCCUCAUCCCAAGGUUCGUUAGUUUUCUGGCAUUCUCUGACUGUCCUCCCAUCCAGUUUGAGGCGGCUUGGGCACUGACCAACAUUGCCUCGGGUACAUCGGACCAGACCACUGCUGUAGUGGAAGGAGGGGCCAUCCCGGCCUUCAUCAGCCUGGUGACUUCACCCCACCCACAUAUAAGCGAACAGGCCAUUUGGGCCCUGGGGAACAUUGCAGGCGAUGGAUCAAACUACAGAGACCUAGUGAUCAAACACGGUGGACUCCAGCCGCUCCUGGCCGUGCUGGCGGCCCCUGACCUGUCUGUGUUUCCGUAUGGCUACCUGCGCAACGUCACAUGGACGCUGUCCAACCUGUGUCGGAACAAGAACCCAGCCCCUCCCUUGCUGGCGGUGCAGCAGCUGCUUCCAGCCCUGCUGCGCCUCCUGGACCACGAUGACAAGGAGGUCCUGGCCGAUACCUGCUGGGCUGUGUCCUAUCUGACCGAUGGCUCCAAUGAGAGGAUAGAGGUUGUGGUGCAGGCUGGCCUGGUGCCUCGCCUGGUCCAGCUUCUGGUCUGUGAGGAGCUCUCCAUUGUGACUGUAGCCCUGCGGUCACUUGGAAACAUUGUGACUGGGACAGAUGAACAGACCCAGUGUGUUCUGAAUGCAGGUGCCCUGGCCAUGUUCCCCAUCCUUCUGCGUCACCAAAAGACCAACGUCCAGAAAGAGGCUGCCUGGACACUGUCCAACAUCACCGCUGGCAAGGACACCCAGAUCCAGGAGGUUAUCAAUGCAGGACUGGUGCCCAUCCUGGUGGAGAUCCUCCAACAGGGAGACUUCAAGACCCAGAAAGAGGCAGUGUGGGCGGUGACCAAUUACACCAGUGGUGGAACAGUAGAACAAGUGGCCUACCUCGUCCAGUGCAACGUGCUGGUGCCUCUGCUCGACCUACUGACAGCCAGAGACAGCAAGAUUGUCCUGGUCAUCCUGGAUGCAAUCUGCAAUAUUUUACAGACGGCAUACAAAGCUGGCGAGAGUGAGAAACUGUGCCUAAUGAUUGAGGAGUUGGGUGGUUUGGACAAGAUUGAAGCACUGCAGUCCCACGACAACGAAGCCGUCUACAAGUCGUCUCUCAACAUUAUUGACAGAUUUUUCUCUGAUGAGAAUGAAGAUGAGUCUGUGGUUCCUGAGGCCACAGGAGACUGCUAUACCUUCCAGACCCCCGAAGACCCAAGCACUUUCCAAUUUUAACAUGUUCAGUUUGCCUUUUGUAACAUAAAAAUAAUUUUUCUACUUUGUUUUUAUUUUUGUAUUAUUUUUUACAAUUAAUCCUUGUACAUAACAGUCCAAGGACAAAAUAUCCUUGUUUUGAAAAUGUUUGUGGAAUAAAUUUUAAUAAUGCA